Molecule: messenger RNA, 579 nt
Organism: Mangifera indica (mango)
Lineage: Eukaryota; Viridiplantae; Streptophyta; Magnoliopsida; Sapindales; Anacardiaceae
Exons: 2
Coding region: 37-579 (180 amino acids)
Biological process (GO): heme biosynthetic process
Molecular function (GO): protoporphyrin ferrochelatase activity
Source: RefSeq, a predicted model, not a curated record
GCAGAUAAGAGAGGGAUUUGGCUUGAUUGAGUUCUCAUGUGUCACUGUCUCCUCACACUGACUCUCACUCCCACGCUUGCUGCUUCGACUGCCUCCAUUUUCUCUUCUAUUUCCGAAAUAUCGGAAAAAGAAACUAACGCCCAACGCAAAUUAUUAUUCCUUUCAAAAUUCAACCCACUCUUACCUACUUUCCUUCAAUUUCAUCCUUAUUUUACCCUCUCAAAUGACGAUAAUCAACACCCCCAUCCCAUCUCCAUCUUCUUCUUCUACUUCCUCCACAUUUCCUCCUCCUUGCUUCACUUCCCUAUACCGCAGCUCCAGGGUUUUGCCUCGGGUGCCUUGUACCACCAAAGGAUUUGCCUUACCUCUAGUCUUCCAACAACAACUAAUAAUGUAGUUUCUAGAUGCUUCUCUUCUUCUGUGGGAGUAGAAGCAUUAGUUACGUCCAAAUCUGAGGAUGUUACUGCGCCUCCUCGCAUUGGUGAUGACAAAAUCGGCGUUUUGUUGCUCAAUCUUGGAGGUCCUGAAACUCUCGAAGACGUCCAGCCUUUUCUGUUUAACCUUUUCGCUGAUCCGUAG